AUGGCAGACGAGGGUGCUUCGUUGCAUGAACGUGUUUUGUCUGCGGCCAAGACUGAUAACGUUUCCUUAUUUGAUGAAAUACUCGAGGAAGUGUCCAACGAGAAGCCCUUUGACAUCAACUAUCAGGAUGGAUUGGGAAACACAGCGUUACACUACGCCGCUCGGAGCGCCUCAAUUUUAGUGCUCGAGAAGAUUCUCGAGUAUGAACACCCGUUGCACGAGGGCGAAGGUGGAUGCGACGUUGAUUUGCAAAACCGGAUUGAUGGAUACACGCCACUUCACCUUGCGGUCAGGAUCAAGGAUGCCGACGAGAGGCUAGCAGUUGUGGAAUCAUUGCUCGAUGCUGGCGCAGAUGAUACUAUCAAGGAUAAGCACGGCCAACGUGCAAUCGAUGUUGUACCGGCCGAUGAUGAAGAUGUCCGCCGUCUUUUCCGGAAAGCGGAAGCCGAAAGGAGAGUGGAUAACAGUGAUAUUGCGAAUGAUAGCGAUGGGGAACCUGGUUCGGGCUCGGGGUCAGACGAAGAAUAA
This is a messenger RNA of Rhizoctonia solani, 528 nucleotides long. RefSeq names its product ankyrin repeats. Gene Ontology annotation, molecular function: protein binding; aspartic-type endopeptidase activity. NCBI's taxonomy places the organism in Eukaryota, Fungi, Basidiomycota, Agaricomycetes, Cantharellales, Ceratobasidiaceae. Gene Ontology annotation, biological process: proteolysis. Gene Ontology annotation, cellular component: cytoplasm; nucleus. Bases 1 to 528 code for a protein of 175 amino acids. The transcript has 7 exons. The record is from RefSeq and is a predicted model, not a curated record.